Messenger RNA from Erythranthe guttata (spotted monkey flower), 1623 nucleotides. Lineage: Eukaryota; Viridiplantae; Streptophyta; Magnoliopsida; Lamiales; Phrymaceae. The record is from RefSeq and is a predicted model, not a curated record.
AUGGGAUUUGAGUUUGCGUAUGUGAAGAAUGAGUCGUACAGAGUGACUGCUGAGUGUAGAUUUAAACAUGAGGCUCCGUGUUCGUGGAGGAUUCAUGCUUCUAUUUCUAAAUCGAAUGGUUCUUGUUACAUUCGAAUGUACAACAAAGAGCAUCAAUGUGGCAUGUUUUUUGGUACUGUAAGUAGGAGGAGAAUGACGUCGCGUGUCAUAAUUGAUUUGAUAGAAGGUGAUAUUAGGGUAAUGCCAGGUAUUACACCUCGUGAGGUUCAAAAACAGGUGAAGAAAAAAUUUGGCGUUGAGAUUAGUUAUUUUGUUGCAUGGAAAUCUACUGAUGCGGGACGAAAUAGGAUUUUCGGGGACCAUAGCAGCUCAUACGCAUGUCUGCCGUCAUAUUUUGCUGAAGCUGAGGGGACGAACCCCAGAAGCAUAUUCAAUUUGGAUAUUGAUGAGUCCAAGCGAAUUUUCCGCCGAUGUUUUUUUGCCUUUGCAGCUUGCUUGGUAGGAUUCAAGUCAUGCCGUCCCGUGGUGAUGCUUGAUGGGACUUUUUUGAAGGGUAAGCACAAGGUGAUCCUGUUGAGUGCUAUUGGGAAAGACGGUGAUGAAGGUCUGUUUCCUAUUGCUUUUGGAAUUGUAAGUGAAGAAACUGAUUGUAACUGGUCUUGGUUUUUGAACCACUUUCGAGAUGCUGUUGGGACUGACCGGUCGUUGAUUUUUGUUUCUGAUCGUAACCAUGGGAUUCUUGAAGGAGUUAGGCAAAUUUUUCCAGAUGCUUUACACGGCUACUGUUACAAACAUUUGAAUCGCAUUUUGCAGCACAGGUUCAGGGGUGUUGCUCCAAACUUUCGUGACGCGGUACUGGCACAGUUUGCAAAUUGUGCUUAUGCGGUUACGAAUGAAGAUUUUGUCCGCUGUAUUCAAAAGUUGAGAGCUACUGGUGGCAAGAAAGUGUGCAAUUUUUUAGAUGAUAUUCCAAAGGAGAAAUGGGCAAAUGCACAUUUUGAGGGUCUGAGAUAUGGUCAAAUGACAUCGAAUGGGUGUGAGUCGUGGAAUUCUCAAGUUGACGAUAAACGGUACCUGCCUAUUACUAUCUUGAUUGACGGGAUUAGAAUGUUGUUGAUGGAGCAACUUAGUGAUCGACUGGGGGAUGGAAAUAGGUGGACAACUGUGCUGACCGAGUCCGAAAUGAGACAGCUAGUUGAUAAAGGGAGGACAUGGGAACCUAAAAAGUCGUCGGAAACUGUGUAUGAAGUUUUAUCGACGUCGAAUGUUGUUGUGGAUCUGCGAGAGAGAGUGUGUUCGUGUAAGCUUUGGCAAAUCAACAGGCUUCCAUGUGCACACGCUGCUGUUGUGAUUUUCUUAGAAAUAGGUGGUGGUUACGAAUAUAUUGAUAAAUGGUUUCAUACAUCAACUUUUGUCCAAAGUUAUUCUAGUUCAGCUGUGCCGUUUGUUAGAUUGGAUAAUGACGUUGCAGAUAGUGACAUUGGGCCACCUGAGUAUCAUCCAUGGCGUGGCAGGCCUAACCGGAAGAGGAUCCCUUCUAAUGGGGAGUUUACAUCUCGAAAAAUGAGAUGCAGCCGUUGCAAAGAAGUUGGUAAUCAUAACAAGAAAACAUGCCGGAAAUGA